AUGUUUAGUGCUUGGAUAUUCCUCUUAAGGAGUGGUUCGGAAGGCUCUUUGCUUUGGCCUUUAAUCAAGAUGCUCGAAAUCCUCAAACCUUUUUCACUCCUAGUUCACCAACCGGAAGAUGCGAUUGAAAAAUUCUUCAAUGGCGGAAGAUGCGAAGGAAGGCACUCAACGGUUCUUCGUUCCUCUCCCGUCGUCGGCAGCAAAGAAGAUCAAGGGGAAGAUCCCCCUGUGCUCAUCUUCGUCGGAUUAAGGAGGAGAAACACGAUUGGAAUCAGAAAUCGGGAAGCACUUCCAUUGAUUCACCGAUUCGAAGGAGGAGGAUGA
Lactuca saligna is the source of this 324-nucleotide messenger RNA. The record is from the annotation of a GenBank genome assembly. Lineage: Eukaryota; Viridiplantae; Streptophyta; Magnoliopsida; Asterales; Asteraceae.